Molecule: messenger RNA, 4120 nt
Organism: Strongylocentrotus purpuratus (purple sea urchin)
Lineage: Eukaryota; Metazoa; Echinodermata; Echinoidea; Camarodonta; Strongylocentrotidae
Exons: 12
Coding region: 29-4120 (1363 amino acids)
Source: RefSeq, a predicted model, not a curated record
CUUUCUCUUCAUCUUUAAUUUUUCAAAUAUGCUAGAGAGUUACAAGCCUUUUUUGAACUGGAGUGGUGAAUCUUCUUGGAGGAGUACAUGUCUUGUGAUAAUAAUCGUGUGUAGCAGUUUGGCCUACAGUGUUUUGUCAUACAUGUACGUAAUAAAAAACAAUGCGGACAUCCAAGAUAGUCUGGUGCUUAUUGGUGAUGAGAACGCAAAAGGUGAAUCUACCACCAAAGUGUACAACACUACAACUGGAACUACCAUCAGAUCGAACAACUCUCCAACUGAAUCGAACAUUAAGGAAAAAAACACCCGAAGUGAAUCUACAAUCAAAGAACUAAAUCUAACUAAAUCUGCCAUCAAAGUCAACAAUACUCAGACCGAAUCUAUCAUUGAAAACAACAACAACACUCUAACUGAAUCCAGAUUCAAAGAGAAGAAUGCUACAACUGAAUCCACUAAAGAAUGCAACAACAUUCCAACGAAUGCUACCAUAAAAAAAAAAAAUACAUCAGACUACAUGACAGACAAACCAUCGAAGAGAAAACCAUCAAAGAGAAAUCCAUCAAGGAGAAAACCAUCAAAGAGAAAUCCAUCAAGGAGAAAACCAUCAAAGAGAAAUCCAUCAAGGAGAAAACCAUCAAAGAGAAAAACUACCAAAAAGAAAAUGACUGCGACUGAAUCUGCCUACAAAUCAAACAAUACUAUAACUGAAACUACCAUCAAAGCAAACAACUCUCCAUCAGAAUCUAUAAUCACAGAUAGCAACACUCCCAAUGGAUCUGCCAUCAAAUGCAACAACUCAACAAGUGAAUCUACUAUUAAAGACACUACAAAUAAAUCUGCUACUAAAGAGAACAACACGUUAUCUAGACCUCCUACUGAAGAGAACAGCAAUCAAUCCAUGGAAGUGAACAUCGUGCAGGCAGAUUAUACCAUAAGAUCCGGGUUCCAAAAGGUACUAUCAGAUGGAAAAUACAUUUCGAGUCGGAUUCCAAGCAGCCUGAAAGGAACCACUGAAGAUCCUGUUGUGCAAGAAAGCACCUGCCUCCCUGAGAUGAUCCUGGUAAAGGCUGGAGAUGUAGAGCAAAAUCCAGGUCCAUUCGAUAGGUCAGCAGACAUACAAGAAAAAGAACUGUUAAAACUGGCGCACGAUGUAUCUCCAUCAAAAUAUACUGAGUUGUGCAUUGAGCUUGGUGAAUCGUACUCUCAGAGCCAGGGUACUCUUGACAGACGUCUCAUGAAUUUCGCAGAUUCACUUAUGGAGAUCUUCUGUAAGUGGAAAAACAAACAGAGGGAUGGCACAGAUAGUCGUAAAUGCCUUGCUCAGGCGCUCUGUGAUGUUGACCUAGAGACACAGGGUGACAAAAUUUCCAGAGGUGGCUAUCUCCCGCAAGAAGCAGCUCCAACUGAUUCUCUCACAACUGAACAGGUUACCCGUUGUGCCGAUGACUUCAAAGAUUUCUACCGAAAACAGUUAUGCAAGAUCCAGACAGACCCACUUGACUUCAGCUUAGUUUUAGAAUUCGAUAGGAUUUACACUGACCUAGUUCUCCUCAGAAACGAACGGGGAGCGGCAAAGAAGACACCCUUAGAAUACAAGGAACUUCUCAAAAUGAAGAUACAUGGGGAAUUACCAAAACGUCUCAUGGUUGAAGGCGAAGGAGGAGCAGGUAAAACUACAUUUUGUUCCAAGAUGGCAUGGGACUGGACUAAUGAAGCUGAUGAAUUUAGAGAGUUUGACUGGGUUCUUGUUAUUCCACUGCGUGACAUCGAAGGAAACCAAACAGUAGGGGAUAUCGCAAAAACAUAUCUCUCAGAUAGUAACUCGGUUCAACCACACCAGAUCGACGCAUACAUUUUGGCUAAUCCCUUGAAGGUAUUCAUUAUAUUUGAUGGACUGGAUGAGUACGACGGUGAUCUAGUCAAACAAGAGAACGAUAUUGCUAAGAUAAUCAGGUCGGAAAAUUUCAAGGAAUGCAGGGUCCUUGUUACAACACGACCUUGGAAAGCAGACCAAAUCAAAUCAAAUUUCAUAUUCAUGAGAACAUAUGCUUUCAUUGCAGUGGCCGGAUUUGAUGAGAAACACAUUUCAAUUUACAUUGAAAAAUAUUUUUCGGAUGACCCUCAGGCAAGUAAAGAUUUGAUCAAACUCUUGGAAGGCAAUGAUGUAAUUAAAGAUAAUAUGGCCUACUUUCCAAUUUACAUUGCAAUGCUUUGUAUUUUAUGGCAGGAUUCUGAUAGCGAGAAACGAGAAAUAAUUCGCAGACUAAAGACAUUUUCUCAACUGUUCGAGGAAAUCAUUACAAUGCUGAAAGAGCACUACGUGUCCAAGUGCUCCACAGAGCUCAAUGAGGAAAUUGUUACCAAACAUUAUAAACAGCUCGGCUUGGCUUUCACAAAAAUUGGGGAAAUUGCAUUAUCUGGAGUUGUGGACAAGAAAUUGGGAAAGGCCAAAUGUGAUUUUAGCUCGUGUAAAGAAGCAAUGGAGACAUGUUGUAAAGUUGGAGUACUGAGUAGAGAAAAACAAUUAAUUCCUAAACGUGAUAGACAUAAAAGCAAGACACCUUCUGUGACCGAAAAUGUCUUCUUCCCUCACAAGUUAUUCCAGGAAUACCUUGCCGGUAUGUAUCUUGCCUCUCUUUUUGAGUCUGAUCACAAGCAGUAUGAAAAGGCGAUGAAUGAUGUGAUUCAGAGAGUAAAAGAGUUCCGCUACCUUCUAUACUUCACUGCAUGUCAAUCGAAGAAAGUCGCUUUUGAUGUCACUAAAAGGCUAAUUGAUAUUGGACAUUAUAAACAUAUUCUAGUUGAUGUCACCUUCGAAGCGUAUGAUGAAGACGCGGCAAAAGUGGUUGGAAAGCACCUCUUUGCAAAAGAAACGUCACUAGAAAUCGACGACGAGAUGUCGGCGCAUACUGUGUCUGGAUAUAUUUUCAUCAUGGAAAAGUUAACAAUGGAAACUCUGAUACUGAGUAGAAGAUCAUGUGGUCCGACGGUUUCCCGUGACCUAGCAGAUGUCAUCUGCUCAUCUACAGCGUUAACAGCAUUGAAAUUCAAUGGCACAGCACUCCAUGACGACUUCUAUGGCUUCCUGGAGGGUAAAGUCAAGACGUCAAAGGUUGAACGACUAUCACUUAUAUCGAUGGAAAUAUCUGAGGAGCAUGCAUCGCGUAAUCUGGCUAGAUUCUUGAAUAACCUCCCUAGACUGAAGGAUUUGACUCUCCAAGACAAUCGCUUUGAUGGGGGGUUUUACACAGAGCUAGCCUCUGGAGCCUGCUCUGUGGAGGUUGAACAACUAUCACUUAUAUCGAUGGAAAUAUCUGAGGAGUAUGCAUCACAUAAUCUGGCUAGAUUCUUGAAUAACCUCCCUAGACUGAAGGAUUUGACUCUCCAAGACAAUCGCUUUGAUGGGGGGUUUUACACAGAGCUAGCCUCUGGAGCCUGCUCUGUGGAGGUUGGAUUGUCAUGUCAUUCGAUACGUAAACUUCACCUAGAUCAUCAAAGCAACAACGACAUAUUGCAGUAUGGCAUCACUGUGGAUAGGUUGUUUCCAAUGUUGGAGCAUCUGUAUUUCGCUACUUUGCAAACAGUGUCCCCUAACAUUCUAGGAUCCUUUGCUCAUUCUGGGCUUAAAGAGUUGUCAUUCGCCGCAGAAAACAGACAUGGACUAACUAAAGAGGAUGAAGAAUGUCAUGUUCCCCUAAUCGGAGAUCCCUCCUCUCUCGAACAAGUUUUCCUGAACUCAUUUCCACUACUUACCAAUCUCACAUUCAACAACCUUGUGAUUGGAAACAAUCGUUGUGAAACAAUACUGGGCUCUCUCAAACAACAUCAACACCUCGAAAACUUAUGUGUCGUACGCUGUUACACUGAUGAGGAGCUCGACCCCAUCGCGUCAGCUAUCAACAAGGAAAAGGGGAUGCAGGUUAACAUUCAACAUGACCAGACCCAGAAACGUCUCGAAUGCAUGAAAAUGUCAUCAGGCUUAGUCGAUGCUCUGAGCCAUCGGACAUCCAUCCAGGAGUUGAUUUUGACGCAUGAAACAAUAUUCUCCAAUGCUUGGUGUUCAGAGGAAAACCAAAGAACGAUGAACUUGAAGAUUAAAUUCAACCACGAGCUUGUUUAA